Molecule: messenger RNA, 836 nt
Organism: Arabidopsis arenosa
Lineage: Eukaryota; Viridiplantae; Streptophyta; Magnoliopsida; Brassicales; Brassicaceae
Source: the annotation of a GenBank genome assembly
AAAUCCGAUCGAAACAACUGGUGGGUUAGUUUCUAAUUUCCAAGAAUGGCGCAAGAUCACGACGAGACGGAGAAUAAAACCUACGCCGACGUUGUCGGUGGCGAUGAUGUCGGAGAAAUUGUCAACGGAGGAACGAAGAAUGGUUAUCGUAAACCGGACGCUGUGGAGAAGGAUGAGGAUUUGAAGAGUCUCUAUUCCUUGAUUUGUCUCACGAUCGGUUCGAUUCUGUUCCCAGAUUCGAAAACCGGUGAUGCGUCGUCUUCGUUUCUUCAUCGUGUAAGAAACUCCGUCGCCGAAAAUGGGCCUAAGCUUCGAGAAGCUUCUGAAAGAACAGGACGCGAGAUUCUUCUCUGGACUCGUAGAGGCAGCUCCCUUCGUGCUCUGCUUGUAAUCUCUAUGGGAACAAUAGUUCUUCUUACAACAAUGGCUUUGGUUGUAUUCACACUCUUCUUUGUAGCUGCAACAGCUAAUGCUAUCAUCAUUUCUCUUAUGAUUUCACUUGCUGUUGCUGGUGGCUUCUUGGCACUCUUCUUUCUUUGCUUGACUGGUGUUUACAUUGGAGCCUUAUCCGUUGCUGCAUUCGUCAUCUCUACCGCUACAAUUUCUGCCGUUGUUUCUGUCUUAAUAGCUUCAGGUUGGAUUGGGUUCUUCUAUGUUGUGUGGUUGGGAACAAGAGGAAGCCUACGGUUGGUGAAACAAUCGGUUUCAGUGGUGGGAUCAGCCAUUUCAGGUAACACUUUCAGUCGUCAUCAACACCAAGACCGGGAGGUAAACAUCGAAUCAUCCAACUGAGAAUCCGUCACUACCGAGUUUGUAGAUAAAACCCGAGUUUUGGU